CUUCCAAACUGGGGGCAGAAGAGAGAGAGAGAGAGAGAGAGAGAGAGGGUGACACCUCGGCUUGUUUUCCACUGAGAACUUUCCCAAAGCUCACGCAGGAUCAUUUCAAGUCGUUUGUGGAUCCCUCGGAAGGAGUCCGUCGACGCCGACGCACAGUGGAUCUGCAGCUGCCGUCACGCUACGUGGCGCGGGAGAGAUACAGUGGACUGAAGUUGGAUGCCCGUGUUUUUCAAGAAUGGGCACGCUUGCUCAGAGGACGUGGGGCACUUUGAAAUGUGUGCUUUACCUCCAAGUCGUGCUGUGCGUGCUCUACUUCAGCUCUCCAUCCUUGAGAAUUUUAAUAAACCUCAUACCUAUGGAAAAAUGCACCCUGGAGAGUGCAAUGGCUCUGAAUCUGGACAACAGUGUGGACGCUGGUCUCGCCCUCAUGUCCAGAAGUGAUGUGCAAACAUGCACAUAUUGGAGAGCUCCCAUCAUCUGGGAGGGGAUGUUUGAUGCCCAGCUGUACGACCAGAUGCACAAGGAGGGAGGCUCCUCUGUGGCUCUGACGGUGUUCGCAGUGGGCAGGUACCUGGACGCUUACCUCCCCAAAUUCCUGAACUCGGCGGAAAGUCACUUCAUGCUGGGCUUGCCCGUGACAUAUUACGUAUUUACAGACGUGCCAGAGAAGGUGCCGAGCCUCAAGCUUCCUCCUCUGCGAAGCCUCAGGGUGAUCAAAGUGGAGAAGCACUCCAGGUGGCAGGACAUCUCUAUGAUGAGAAUGAAGACCAUAUCGGAUGCCAUCGAGUCGGACAUUCGCCAUCGGUGCACGCACGUCUUCUGCUUCGACGUGGAUCAGGUGUUCACCGGGCGAUUCGGCUCGGAGGCCCUGGGAGAUUCCGUGGCUCUGCUCCACGCCUACUACUACCGCCUCCCGAAGAUGUUGUACACCUACGACCGCAACCCAAAGUCCAAGGCGUACAUGAAAACCGGGGACUUCUACUACCACGCCGCCGUCUUCGGAGGCUUGUGUGACCGCGUGAAGGCGCUGGCCGACGCCUGCUACCAGGGCAUCGUGGAGGAUAAACAGAAUGAUGUGGAGGCGUUGUGGCACGACGAGAGUCACCUCAACAAGUACCUGUGGCUCCACAAGCCGAGCAGGGUGCUCUCCCCCGAGUACUGCUGGGACCCGGUAAUCGGCGCCAACGGCGACAUACGAGUCAGCCGGCUCUUGUGGGCGCCAAAACUGUACGGGCAACUCCGCGUUCCUUAGUGUGUUUUUGUGACAUUAACAAACAGAAGCUGGUGUUUUCCCUAACGGUGUGAACACGAUCUGAUGACCCCUACUUUGUGGCGCUUAUAUUCUCAUGGGGUGAGUCAGCACAUCUGCGGGUGUGGAUUAUUUGCUGUUUUUUCUAGGUCUUGGCUAAGUCUGUGCUUGCAGCCAGUGUAUUUGCACCAUGCUAGUGUUGAAUCCAAAUAUAUUUGAUAUGAAAGCGUUUUGAAAAUGAUCAUGUGGUUACAAAGCAGCUUGCAAUGUUUUUUUGUUGUUUUGGGGGUUUUUUUGGCUCUUCAAGAAGUGACGUUUGUACAUCAAAAAAUAAGACAAGAUAUGAUGAUCUCAAUGUUUGACUUCCUGCAUUGAUUGAUUCAAGCUACAUUUAUGUGUGUCCCUUUAUCAGAUUCCUCUCGUAAGACAGACAAAAUGUAAUACUAAUACCAAUACUUCUCUCGUAAGAUAGACAAAAUUUAAUACUAAUACCAAUACUUACAUUUACCUCAUCACUACGGUCAAAGACACUUGCUGCUUUUGUUUCUCGCACACAAGGUGCGACUGGUUGGCAGAGUCUGAUUCCUAGAAAAGAUGGUAGCACUUUGUGUUUUUUAUUUCACAUGGAGAACACGAUCCAGGGCAAGUUUCAUUUCCCCCAUUCACUCAUUUUGAACGCUGCAGAAUUUGAGUAGAAGUCAGUGCACUGGGAAAUGCUGUAUUGACAAACGCACUAAACUAACUAAAGGAUAGUUUCCUCCUGUAGUGCACAUUUAUUAGAAUGCUCACUGAAGCUUCUCCUUGGUCUUCCGGCUCAUUUGCAUCAUGGCGAACUCGACACCAGCAGCCUGGCUACUGUCCAAUGCAGAAAACAACCACUAUCUGAACAAAUAACCAAGUUGAAUGUCUGGUAGAAUAUAUAACCAGGCUGUUUGUAUCGCCUACUGGUCUACUAGAAAGAAGGCAAACUGCACCUUUGUUAUCUCCAUGGACUGGACGUGUCCGUCCGAGGUUGUUGACUCUUCUUUUAUCUCUUUUUUAUCACUCUCCUCCUUCACCUGCUUUUGUUCCCCCGUCAACAGGAUCAUUUUUUCUCCUGUUACGGUGAAUUGUUUUUGUGAAUUCGACUGUGUCACCCUCUGCCAUUUCCAUCACUGGGGAUAAAUACUGGGGGAACUUGACCCUACUCUCUUCCUCGUUUCGGUUACACAAUGGGCUGAUGCAGUUCCUUUGUGCCGGAAAAAAACAAAAAAAAACAAAGCCAAUAUCAUGGUGGAUAGUGUCAUUUUUUUCCUGCCAUUACUCUGUACAACCAAUCCUUGAACAUCGUGACAAGUUUAGGCCCAAACUUGUCAAUUACUGCUUUUAACUGAUUUGUAAAUAGAAAAAAAUCAAUUUGUGAUGUUGAUACUUUUUGAGUUCAAAUGCGAUUCCUUUUUUUUUCUCUCUUUCAUAAUCCAACAGGAGACGGUGCAUUUGUGUAGCAUGCGCUGUAACCGGGGCACUUCACAAUUUCUCACCGUAACCUCACUUCGUGAGCAGCUUGAAACACAUUUUACAUCUGCAUGGACUGCUUUUUUUUAAUUAUUUUUUUAAAGAUUCACGAUAUAUGUGUUGAAAAUCAUGUACAUGUACCAAAUCACCUUGUUGAAAAACAUGUUAAGGAAAAACAUGAUUGACUUCAUCAAAGAACAAGUACAAACAUUAACAAUGAUAACACUUAAUAAUACAGAACACUUUAAACAAACACGUCCCCUCACUGUUAGUGAGGUCAGUCAUCGCUGAAAGUUGUUUUUUUGUUUGUGCAAAAAAGUUUCACAUUUGCCUGGCCGCAUUUCAGAGAAUCUGGUAAAGCAACAGCACUCCAAAAGGAAUUGGUUGUCUUUUUAAAAAAAUCAUUUGAAUAGCUGGAAAUUAAGCCACAUCAAGAUAGGUUGUGCAGUAGCAGUGUUUCAAACGUGUUUGUGUAUGUGUAAGUGUAACUGAGCCCUUGUCAAGUCUUGUAAAUUUGACCUCAGUAUAUUCGUGAUACUUUGGAUGUAAACAAGUGUGGAACUGACAAGUCACUACCGAAACAUGCAACUGAUUUACCUGCGAGCACCAAUUCAGAAUGGAUUGCCUGGUUUUACGGACUUUCAUUGAUUGGAAAUGUGGUGAGAUGUAGCAGCCGGUCUGGUGCAGACUCCUUCCCUCCUGAAAUGAUUGUGUCUAACUGACGAAUGGGCCGACUGUUUGACUUGUAAAUGAACUGCAUUCAUCGCGCGCCUAUAUUGAAUGACCACCACUUCAGAUGACUGUUCACUACUGUGAGUAUGAAACGUUUGGCCAGUCAUGUCCCUGGCUGUGAGAAAGAGAGGAAGGUUUAUUGUAUGUGUUUUGAGGCAGCACAACGGCCUACAGGUACAAAAUGUGGGACAGACGAGGUACUUUCUGACUGACCAGCGGGUCAGAGUCGAGGAUUAGACGUGGACAAGGCCCUUGGUCAACAAACUCAGUAGAAACCGCCCUAUAUCGUGCUGGGCUGAACGAAGGAGAGAAUGAUCCCGGAGCUCAACCUGUAUUGCAAGCUCUGCCUGUGUUCAAGGGUUGUUUGUCAUACGGUGAAUAAAUCCAACCAUUAGCGAAGAGUC
Scophthalmus maximus (turbot) is the source of this 3879-nucleotide messenger RNA. Its product is annotated as N-acetyllactosaminide alpha-1,3-galactosyltransferase-like. Gene Ontology annotation, molecular function: hexosyltransferase activity. The transcript is spliced from 6 exons. NCBI's taxonomy places the organism in Eukaryota, Metazoa, Chordata, Actinopteri, Pleuronectiformes, Scophthalmidae. Gene Ontology annotation, cellular component: Golgi apparatus; membrane; vesicle. Gene Ontology annotation, biological process: carbohydrate metabolic process. Bases 236 to 1252 code for a protein of 338 amino acids. The record is from RefSeq and is a predicted model, not a curated record.